CCCAUCCCACCUAGCCGUACCACUUUAAUCCAUAUCAUUAAUAUUUUAAAGCCAGAUGCUCGUGGUCAUUGGCCAGACUGCAGUGCACCAAUUUAAUAAGAAGCUGGCUAGAACUCCGAGAGCAGUCAUACUGUCUCCACCCUACGGAGGACCAUUGCAUCUGCUCAAGUGAGAAGCAAUACACAUAAGGCAGAAUCCCCCUCGACCUUUGCUACAUCCUAGACAGAAUGGAUGUCUUUAAGAAAGGUUUCUCCAUAGCUAAGGAAGGUGUGGUGGCUGCUGCCGAGAAAACCAAGCAGGGUGUGACUGAGGCGGCAGAAAAGACCAAGGAAGGGGUGAUGUAUGUAGGUGCCAAAACCAAGGAGGGAGUAGUACACAGUGUCAACACAGUGGCUGAAAAAACGAAAGAGCAGGCCAGUGUGGUGGGCGGAGCCGUGGUUACUGGAGUGAAUCAAGUAGCCACCAAGACCGUUGAAGGAGCAGAGAACGUCGUCACCACCGCUGGUGUUGUAAAAAAGGAAGACCUUGCGAGGCCUGGCCAACCAGAAGCGGCUGAUGCAGAAGAAGAACCAGCAGUGGAGGCCACAGAAGACACUGAGAAGGCCGGCAACGGUGCUAAUUAAUUCAUUCUUGAGUGCUGCUGAAAAUCUUCGAAGAAUAUGUCUGGCUAAGACUAAAGCAGGGAACCAUUUAUGCCACAAGCUAAUUAAGCUAAACUCCUCCACUGCCUUCAACUUGCCUGUUAACUUUUACAAUUUGCCAUGCUGUUGUGUGCAUUCAUGCCAUGUUUGUGUGCGUUAUGCUUUGUUUGUCCUACCAUGCACCAUUGUCUUCAUGUAUUUGUAAAUGUUUUAUAUUUAAAUUGAAUUUUCUAGAUUUUAUGACAUUUUUUUCAUUCGCUUUCCAUUUUGAUUUUACUUCGCUCAAAGAACUUGUGUCUUCCAUGUUUCCAUUCAUUACAGUUUUAUUCUGAUUGUCUUUUGACUUUGCCGAACUUCUCUCGUCCAUCAACCCUCAUCGAACCACUUCUUUAUAUCAUCGGUUAUUUUCAUGUGGUUGUUUAGCUUGAGUCGUGUACUUUAAUUCCCUUCUUGGAAAUUAGUUUUUUUUAAUGACAAAUAAAACUGUUUAAGUUUA
Molecule: messenger RNA, 1137 nt
Organism: Pelobates fuscus (common spadefoot toad)
Lineage: Eukaryota; Metazoa; Chordata; Amphibia; Anura; Pelobatidae
Gene: SNCG
Product: synuclein gamma
Exons: 5
Coding region: 228-623 (131 amino acids)
Biological process (GO): chemical synaptic transmission; synapse organization; synaptic vesicle endocytosis
Cellular component (GO): neuronal cell body; axon terminus; cytoplasm
Molecular function (GO): cuprous ion binding
Source: RefSeq, a predicted model, not a curated record